ACCCUUUCCAAAGUAGUGUCCAUGAGACCUCUAUCAAUGUGUCUGACAUUUCAGAAAAUUCAGACGGGGUUGAAGUGAUGAUAAGGAACGUGAAUUCCGGGCUAGUUUUGGAUGGUUCUGACUUUGUCGUGAGGGUAGCACCACUGGUUGGUACCUACACUCAACUCUGGAUCUUCAACAAGUCCACUGAAAACCCAGAAGCUAUCAUUUUCACCAACGUAGCCAAUGGACGUGCCUUGUACAGUUGGCCUUACACGAAAUCGGUAUUCUGCUAUGACUGGGCAGAUACUGUAUAUACGAGGUGGUUUGUAGAGGGUGAUAGGAGGCUGGUCCCUGCUGCAUACCCUCAAGAAUUUUUGUACUAUGGAUACGGUCCGUUAGCUAUUUCGCUGAGAUACGGCGUUUCGUCGGAUGGCACUGAUGAGUGGGUUUUGGUCGAAUCCAAAGAAAAUUCAGAAACUUAGAUUAUUAUUACAAAAUCGAAAGAGAUUGGUUGGAUGAUUUGUAUUAUUUUACUUAUGGUGUGCGACUGUACAGAGCUAGCUAUCCGAGUAUUCCGCUAUCCAUUUUCCUGUAAAUAAAAAUUGAAAAAAUUAGAGAAGUUU
Messenger RNA from Phaedon cochleariae (mustard beetle), 605 nucleotides. The record is from the annotation of a GenBank genome assembly. Lineage: Eukaryota; Metazoa; Arthropoda; Insecta; Coleoptera; Chrysomelidae.